AAGAGAAAAGGACCUUGUCAGUCAUGGGGACUUUCUACAGAGACCUUGAUGCUCUAAAGUACGAAACAAUCAUGUGGAUUUUUGUCCAUGUGUCAGAGUUUUGAGCCAGAUUUAUACCAACAUUCAAGAAGGAAUCAGCAUAGUAAGGUAAGAGAUGACAGGUCAGGUUCUGGUGGAGAGUGCAGACCUGGCGGUCCACAGGCUGUCAGUGAAGACGUGCAUGGAGGAGGAGUCUGACAGGGCGGAGAGCAUAAUGAGUCGCAGGCCCUCUGUGUUUGAUGACACCUCCUCAGAGCUCCAGAGGGUUGGCGUCAUUGAGCCUCGGGGUCUGCACUCCAACCGUGGACGAGGAGCACUGUCCAGGUUGGUGAGUAUGGUGGUGACGCUGCGAGACUGGGCGCAUAAGAGUCUCCAUGAGGAGGAGGAGCGGCCGGACUCCUUCCUGGAGCGCUUCAGGGGCCCUGAGCUCCACAUGGCCCCCAGCCGGAUCAGUACCACCAGACCCGACCCAGACGGCACACACAGCAACAACGCCCAAGUCAAGAAAAAGUCAGAUGUUUUCGUCAUAGCCCCUGCAGAUGAUCUGUAUUACCGCUGGGUCUUUGUUAUUGCUGCUGCUGUGCUUUACAACUGGUGCCUCCUAGUGGUCAGGGCCUGCUUUGAUCAGCUCCAAACCAACAACUUCAUCCUGUGGCUGGUGAUGGACUAUGUCUCAGAUGCCAUCUACAUACUGGAUGUGUGUGUGCGGCUACGCACAGGAUUCCUGGAGCAGGGUUUGCUUGUUAAGGACCUCACCAAGCUGAGGGACCGCUAUGUGCGCACUAUGCAGUUUAAAUUGGACGUGGUCUCCAUCCUUCCAACAGACCUGGCGUAUAUCGCAUUGGGGAUCCACACCCCUCUCCUUCGCUUCAACCGGCUGGCGCGAUUCUCGCGCAUGUUUGAGUUCUUCGACCGCACUGAGACACGCACAAAUUACCCCAACAUGUUCCGCAUCUGCAAUCUGGUGCUCUACAUCCUGGUCAUCAUCCACUGGAAUGCCUGCAUCUACUUUGCCAUCUCGAAGUCGCUGGGCUUCGGGUCAGACCAGUGGGUGUACCCAAACAUCUCAGACCCAGAGUUUGGGACCCUGACUCGGUGUUACGUCUACUGUCUCUACUGGUCCACCCUGACACUCACGACCAUCGGUGAGAUGCCGGCCCCAGUCCGCGAUGAGGAGUACCUUUUUGUCGUCUUUGAUUUCCUCGUAGGGGUUCUUAUAUUUGCCACGAUUGUCGGUAACGUUGGCUCCAUGAUCUCCAACAUGAACGCCACGCGAGCAGAGUUCCAGGCGCGCAUCGACGCAAUCAAGCAUUACAUGCAGUUCCGCAAGGUCAGCAAGGAGCUCGAGGCCCGUGUCAUCAAGUGGUUCGACUACUUGUGGACCAAUAAGAAGACUGUGGAUGAGCAGGAGGUGCUGAAAAAUCUGCCCAACAAGCUGCGGGCCGAGAUCGCCAUCAACGUGCACCUGGACACACUGAAGAAGGUGCGCAUCUUCCAGGAUUGUGAAGCGGGCCUGCUAGUCGAGCUGGUCCUCAAGUUGCGGCCCCAGGUCUUCAGCCCGGGGGACUACAUCUGCCGCAAGGGCGACAUCGGCAAAGAGAUGUACAUCAUCAAAGAGGGACGUCUGGCGGUGGUGGCAGACGAUGGCAUGACACAGUAUGCCCUCCUGACCUCUGGCAGCUGCUUCGGCGAAAUCAGCAUCCUCAACAUCCGCGGGAGCAAGAUGGGCAACCGCAGGACGGCCAACAUCCGCAGCAUCGGUUACUCUGACCUCUUCUGUCUGUCCAAGGACGACCUGAUGGAGGCCGUCAUGGAGUACCCCGACGCCAAGAAGGUCCUGGAGGAGCGCGGCCGCGAGAUCCUGCAGAAGGAAGGCCUGCUGGAGGAGCUGAGUGGGGGUCUGGGCGCGGAGGAGGUGGAGGAGAAGGUGGAGCGUCUGGAGGCGGCACUGGACACGCUGCAGACACGCUUCGCCCGGCUCCACAGCGAGUACACGGCCACGCAGCAGCGGCUGAAGCAGAGGCUGACCGUGCUCGAGCGGCAGCUGCGUUACAUGGGCAGUGGCUUCCUCUCGGACGGCAACGAAAGCACGCUUGACGGAGACGGAACACACAGCGAAGUUAACAUUCACCUCUGAAUUGACUCAGUGCUAAUGAUUGGGUACGAGUGGACAUUUUCACAGCUUUUCACUAACUCAGGCCUUAACUUUUUGGUGUAUCCACACUUUUCCCCAUGUUGUUGAUGGACUGUGGUUCUGUACACCUCAAAACAAAAAACAAAUUCACGUUUAAUGUUUUACUAUUCUCCUCUGAGAAUGGGCAGAACAAUGUUAUAUGACUAGCAAAUUCCUCUCUGAAUGGAACAAUCUCUUUUUUGGGAAUGUUUUAGCAAAACACUUGGGAAUGUUUUAGCAAAAGACUGGAUAAGAUGUUCAUAUUUUAAAUUUGCACUCUUGUAUAAAAUGUAUAUGUGUGCAUAUGAUUUAAACAAUAAAAAU
Molecule: messenger RNA, 2536 nt
Organism: Alosa sapidissima (American shad)
Lineage: Eukaryota; Metazoa; Chordata; Actinopteri; Clupeiformes; Clupeidae
Gene: cnga2a
Product: cyclic nucleotide gated channel subunit alpha 2a
Biological process (GO): monoatomic cation transmembrane transport
Cellular component (GO): intracellular cyclic nucleotide activated cation channel complex; plasma membrane
Molecular function (GO): intracellularly cAMP-activated cation channel activity; cGMP binding; intracellularly cGMP-activated cation channel activity
Source: RefSeq, a predicted model, not a curated record